UUUGUCAGCAGUAGAAGAAUUAGUCGCCAUGUCUGGACGCGGUAAAGGCGGUAAGGGGCACGGCAAGGGAGGCGCAAAACGCCAUCGUAAGGUGCUGCGCGACAACAUCCAGGGAAUCACCAAGCCCGCCAUCCGCCGCCUCGCUCGCCGCGGCGGUGUGAAGCGCAUCUCGGGCCUCAUCUACGAAGACACCCGCGGCGUCCUGAAGGCCUUCCUUGAGAACGUCAUCCGCGACGCCGUCACCUACACGGAGCACGCCAAGCGCAAGACCGUCACCGCCAUGGACGUGGUCUACGCCCUCAAGCGCCAGGGCCGCACUCUCUACGGCUUCGGAGGCCGAGUGCCCAUCUCUCGCGCACUAAAUCAACCCAAAGGCUCUUUUCAGAGCCACUCACCUCUUCUAAACUGCUUGCGCGCCAGUGUUACCAAACCGUUCAUGAAAUAAACACUUUACAAAUGGGUUGUUGCGCGCCAAUUCCUCGUGA
This is a messenger RNA of Petromyzon marinus (sea lamprey), 485 nucleotides long. RefSeq names its product histone H4-like. The record is from RefSeq and is a predicted model, not a curated record. Gene Ontology annotation, molecular function: structural constituent of chromatin; DNA binding; protein heterodimerization activity. Gene Ontology annotation, cellular component: nucleosome. NCBI's taxonomy places the organism in Eukaryota, Metazoa, Chordata, Hyperoartia, Petromyzontiformes, Petromyzontidae.